Arachis ipaensis is the source of this 1293-nucleotide messenger RNA. RefSeq lists its product as uncharacterized. Gene Ontology annotation, biological process: attachment of GPI anchor to protein. Lineage: Eukaryota; Viridiplantae; Streptophyta; Magnoliopsida; Fabales; Fabaceae. The record is from RefSeq and is a predicted model, not a curated record. Gene Ontology annotation, cellular component: GPI-anchor transamidase complex.
AUGAGAGCACGAGCGAGAGAACAGAGAGUGAGAGGGGGUCACCGCCGCAAUGUCGCUACAGCCGCUGCCAUCGCCUUCGUGGAGGAGGGAGUCCGGAGGAGAGAGAGAGAAAGACGAUUCACAGACGAGAUGGAGAGAGAGGACGAAGACGUGACGCGAGAGAGAAGGAGGCUGUUCCGUCGUGCACUGUCAUCGCUCCUGGGGUCAAUUGAAGCCACCGCCGCUGCUAGGGCUUGCCAUGCUCCUGUUCUCACUUUCGGCUUUGACUUCUUUGCUUCUCGCGGCCUCGGUCCAAACGACGUCGCAGCAGCAAUUACCCGCAAGAUGUCCCAACUGAACCCUAACUCCUCGCGAUGCGGCAAUUGCGGCGGCGGUGACUACGACGUCUCUGUGGUCAUCGAUUCGGGCUCCAGUUGCGCGCAGACGGAGGGUUCGGAAGCUCAGUGUCCGUUGAAGUGUGGUAAAGUUAUUUUUGGCGGGAAGUUGAGUGACGAAGAUUUUGAUGAGAUGCUGAAGCGUUGUUUGGGGAAUGUAGGCGGUGGAGGGAAGGGUUAUAGUGUUGUGGUUUUUAAUGGGGACAAGGAGGAAGGGGAAGUGAGGGCUGUGGUGGGUAAGUACCGGCAUGCGUGGGUACUCGGCCACGUUUCAGAGGAUGAGGCGGCUUCAAGAACAGCUGAGAUCUUUGCCAGGUUGUUUAUGAGUGGCGGGAGUGAAGGGAAUUCGAUUCGCAGUGAGUUCAUGCCGGUUGGUGCUGAUGGCAGGUUCAGUUUGCUCAAUUCAGAGCCACAAGAUUGGAUAUAUGAUUGGGGUUUUCAUGAAAUUGACAAGACUCUGUUGCAUCCUGUGAUCCAAGCUUUGCAACCUAUAGCAAACAUAACGGUUGAAAGCCAGGUUUUAUACUACACGCCAAAGUCUUCUUUUUCGUACUGGGAUGAUAUACACGGAAGCCACAUAUUCAGUACCAAAGAUCUUCCUUUCUUUCUUAAUUCAAAUGAGUGGCAUCUAGAUACUUCAGUUGCAGCGGGAGGGAGAUCUAAAGUAUUGCAACUUGUGGUGUAUAUACCAUCUGCAAAGGAAUGUCCUCUGCAAUUGGAGCUUCCAAAUAGAGAUCUCUCCAAGACUAAUGGCUUUAUAUCUCCUAUGUGGGGUGGUGUUGUUGUAUGGAAUCCCGAAAGUUGUGUAAAGGAUUUGGAGAGUAAAGAUCCAGACAGACGUGUGAUUUCUCCCCAGAUAGAGAAUAUUAUGCUAUUUGUUUAUGCUGGUAUACAUACAUAUCAUAAGUUCAGUUUCUGA